CCAGGAAUCAGUCUGGUGAACCUUCUCUGCGCUCCCUCUAUGGCAAGAAUGUCUCUCCUCAGAUUAGGAGACCAAAACUGUACGCAAUACUCCAGGUGUGGUCUCACCAAGACCCUGUACAACUGCAGUAGAACCUCCCUGCUCCUAUACUCAAAUCCUUUUGCGAUGAAUGCUAACAUACCAUUCGCUCUUAUCUCUGGACUUACGCCCGGCAUUUUGUUUCAGACCGUGGUGAAUCUAAUCGAACGUCGGGAACACGAGACACGGGAGAACAAACGUCUACUGGAGAAGUCCCAGCGAAUCGAGGCCAUCAUGGCCUCCAUGCAGGCGACGGGCGCAGAGGAGCUACAGCUGCAGGAGAUCGAGGAGAUGAUCACUGCCCCCGAGCAGCAGCAGCUGGAGAGCCUCAAACACAAUGUCAACAUGUUGGAUUCGAGUGAGAAUCAGGUGGACGAGACGAUAUUUAUACUGGAGUCCUACAUCGCUACAACUCGGAUUGAAAAGGAACAGCCGCAGAAGCGAUGAGAAGCAGUCCACUCCGUAUCCCCAUCGUCGGUGGGCCACAGACCAGCCUAGAGAUUGGACGGAGGGCCCCAAAUGUACGAGCUAAAUUAAAAAAAUGUUUCUUUAUAAA
Leucoraja erinaceus (little skate) is the source of this 634-nucleotide messenger RNA. RefSeq names its product DNA-directed RNA polymerase III subunit RPC3-like. Gene Ontology annotation, molecular function: single-stranded DNA binding. The record is from RefSeq and is a predicted model, not a curated record. The transcript is spliced from 3 exons. Lineage: Eukaryota; Metazoa; Chordata; Chondrichthyes; Rajiformes; Rajidae. Gene Ontology annotation, cellular component: RNA polymerase III complex. Bases 40 to 525 code for a protein of 161 amino acids.